CAGCUUUAUCCAUUCCAAGAACCUUACCUAAUUUAGUACAGCUUACUGUUUCAAAAACCCCCUGGUCUUGCAAUUAUGGUCAAUCGAAGACCAAGGCCGUGGACCCUUCUUCGUCUUCUCCUAGUCGUCUUGCUCCAACAGUUUGAAAAUGAUCGAGUUUCUCUAUAUACAAACAGGGGCUUUCAUGGGUCUCUGUUAAUUUAGUCAAAUAUUCGCUUAUUUUAAUACCUAAAGCGAAUGUGCCCCCUCUAGCUGUCUGCGCCUGCUACCCAACCUAAAGGGGUCGACUUCUUCCUACCUUCUUGUUUGUCCCUUAUAUAUAUUUGGCUUUACUCUUUGAGAUAAACUUCAUUUUAUUGCUGUUUGAGCCAGACCCAUUUGACCCAUUUGACCUAUUUUCUGUAUAUCUUCGUUCAUCUGUGCUUGCUUGCAUUUGGGUUCGUGUUUUGAAGCUGAGAAAUGUUGCUGGUUUCUUAUUUGUGUCUGUGUUUGAGUUUGUUGUGGGGGAAAUCGUGGGCGGCUUCUGCCGGCGGCGAUGGCACCACGAGGGAGCUCGAUCAGACUCCUACAUGGGCCGUUGCCGGUGUUUGUGCUAUUAUCAUCGUUAUUUCUAUCGCCUUGGAGAAACUCCUCCAUAAAGUUGGAACGUGGCUUACGGAUAAGCACAAGAGAGCCCUAUUUGAAGCUGUGGAGAAGGUUAAAGCUGAGCUGAUGAUUCUGGGAUUCAUUUCACUGCUCCUCGCCUUUGGACAGAACUAUAUCAUCAAAAUCUGCAUCCCCACAGGGGUGGCAAACACUAUGCUACCGUGUGCAGCGGCCAAAGGCCUUGAUGAGGAGAAGGACUCGAGCGGAGCCGGUGAAGGUGAACAUCAUAGACGACUUCUAUGGUAUGAACGUAGGGUGUUGGCUGGUCAUGGUGGUACUGUUACUUGCGAGAAAGGUCAUGUGCCACUUAUAUCUAUCUCAGGAUUGCAUCAGUUGCACUUAUUCAUUUUCUUCUUAGCUGUGUUUCACGUAGUGUAUAGUGCUAUCACAAUGAUGCUUGGGAGGCUAAAGAUUCGAGGUUGGAAGGCAUGGGAGGAGGAGACCUCAACUCACAACUAUGAGUUCUCAAAUGAUAACGCACGGUUUCGGCUCACUCACGAUACAUCAUUCGUGAAAGCCCACACGAGCUUUUGGACAAAACUCCCUGUCUUCUUUUAUAUUGGAUGCUUCUUUCGACAGUUUUUUAGGUCGGUUGGUAAGGCUGACUACAUGACGUUACGUAACGGAUUCAUCGCUGUUCAUCUAGCUCCAGGAAGUAAAUUUGACUUCCAAAAAUAUAUUAAAAGGUCUCUAGAGGAUGACUUCAAAAUUAUUGUGGGAGUGAGCCCCGUGCUUUGGGCAUCGUUUGUCGUGUUCUUGCUCAUAAACGUUUAUGGAUGGCAGGCAUUGUUUUGGACAUCCUUGAUCCCUGUGAUUAUAAUCCUGGCUGUUGGAACAAAGCUUCAAGGAGUUCUGACAAAAAUGGCUCUUGAAAUCACAGAAAGACAUGCUGUUGUCCAAGGAAUCCCUCUUGUUCAGGCAUCGGAUAAAUACUUCUGGUUUGGCAAGCCUCAGCUGGUUCUUUAUCUCAUCCACUUCGCUUUGUUUUCGAACGCGUUCCAAAUAACGUACUUCUUCUGGAUUUGGUAUUCCUUUGGGCUAAAAUCCUGCUUCCAUACUAAUUUCACGCUUGCACUUGUAAAAGUUGGGCUCGGGGUUGGCGUUCUCUGUCUUUGCAGCUAUAUUACUCUGCCACUCCAUGCUCUUGUGACUCAGAUGGGUUCGCGUAUGAAGAAGUCGAUCUUCGAUGAACAAACAUCGAAGGCCCUCAAGAAGUGGCACAUGGCUGUUAAGAAGCGGCAUGGAAAGUCCCCAACUCGUAAGCUGGGGAGUCCGAAUGCGUCGCCAAUGCAUUCAUCAUCUGCAUACACAUUGCGCCGUUUCAAGACCACAGGGCACUCAAACAAAUCAUCCAUGUAUGAGGAGGCUGAGGCAUCUGAUUAUGAAGUUGAUCCGUUGUCGCCUAAAACUGAUACUCCAGAUUUUACGGUUCGAAUAGACCGCGGCGAUGAACAUCAAACUGAAAUAAUUGAAUCCGAGCAGCCAGAAAGAAGGAAUGAAGAAGAUUUCUCAUUUGCUAAGCCUGGACCAGUGAAAAGACCUUGAAAAUUCUUUCUGUUUGUAAUUAGCUUUUGAUAAUGUUUUCAGUCGUUUCACACGUAGGAAACUGUAUGUGUAGCUCAUGAUUUGUACAUUCUUGGGGUUUAUAAAUUGUUGGAUGUUCAUUGGUCAAAA
Molecule: messenger RNA, 2319 nt
Organism: Cucurbita moschata (crookneck pumpkin)
Lineage: Eukaryota; Viridiplantae; Streptophyta; Magnoliopsida; Cucurbitales; Cucurbitaceae
Product: MLO-like protein 8
Exons: 15
Coding region: 460-2190 (576 amino acids)
Biological process (GO): defense response
Cellular component (GO): membrane
Source: RefSeq, a predicted model, not a curated record